Messenger RNA from Thamnophis elegans (Western terrestrial garter snake), 2944 nucleotides. RefSeq names its product sulfatase 1 (gene SULF1). The transcript has 20 exons. The record is from RefSeq and is a predicted model, not a curated record. Gene Ontology annotation, molecular function: calcium ion binding; N-acetylglucosamine-6-sulfatase activity; glycosaminoglycan binding. Lineage: Eukaryota; Metazoa; Chordata; Lepidosauria; Squamata; Natricidae. Gene Ontology annotation, cellular component: Golgi apparatus; cell surface; endoplasmic reticulum. Bases 211 to 2862 code for a protein of 883 amino acids.
GAAAAUCUCUCAAAAAUAACAGCAUUUUGGCCCUCUUGGCAAUGGUUGGGAAUUGAUCAGAUAUGAUUGCUUCCCAUUUGACUGACCAUCUAUGACUGUGGCUUGUUGGUGGAUGUAGAAAAUAUUUUCCAUAGCAGCUGAUUUGAACCUGACAACUAAAGAAAAGCAACAUUUGCACAAGAAUUUAACAGUAGCCUUGGACAGAUAACAAUGAACCAUUAUUACAUUGCUUUUAUGUGCACUGUGCUUGGCACUGAAUUACUAAGGAGCUUUGGUACCCCUGUCAAAUCCCCAAGGUUCAGAGGUCGGGUGCAGCAUGAACGAAAAAAUAUUAGGCCAAAUAUUAUACUUGUGCUUACAGAUGACCAGGAUGUGGAGCUUGGGUCCUUGCAAGUGAUGAAUAAAACCAGGAAGAUAAUGGAGAAUGGAGGUGCCAGUUUUGUUAAUGCAUUUGUAACCACUCCGAUGUGCUGUCCAUCUCGGUCCUCGAUGUUGACAGGAAAAUAUGUUCACAAUCACAAUGUUUAUACUAACAAUGAGAAUUGCUCUUCUCCGUCCUGGCAAGCAACACAUGAGCCACGCACCUUUGCUGUGUAUCUCAACAAUACUGGAUAUAGAACUGCUUUUUUUGGAAAAUACCUCAAUGAAUACAAUGGCAGCUAUAUCCCCCCUGGCUGGCGAGAGUGGGUUGGAUUAAUAAAAAAUUCUCGUUUCUAUAAUUACACUGUUUGUCGCAAUGGCCUUAAAGAGAAGCAUGGAUUUGAAUAUGCAAAGGACUAUUUUACAGAUUUAAUCACUAAUGACAGUAUCAGUUAUUUCAAAAUGUCUAAGAGGACAUAUCCCCAUAGACCUAUAAUGAUGGUGAUCAGCCAUGCAGCUCCCCAUGGCCCAGAAGACUCUGCACCACAAUUCUCUGAGCUGUAUGCAAACGCUUCUCAGCACAUAACUCCUAGUUACAACUAUGCACCCAACAUGGAUAAGCAUUGGAUCAUGCAGUAUACAGGGCCUAUGCUUCCCAUCCAUAUGGAAUUUACAAAUAUCUUGCAACGCAAAAGACUUCAAACUCUGCUGUCGGUUGAUGAUUCCAUGGAAAGGUUAUAUCAUAUGCUAGUGGAAACUGGAGAACUGGAGAAUACUUACAUUAUUUACACUGCUGAUCAUGGUUACCAUAUUGGACAGUUUGGACUGGUCAAGGGAAAGUCAAUGCCAUAUGAUUUUGAUAUUCGGGUUCCUUUCUUUAUUCGUGGUCCAAGUAUAGAGCCGGGAUCAGUAGUAUCUCACAUGGUGCUGAAUAUUGACCUUGCUCCAACAGUUUUGGAUAUUGCAGGACUUGAUACACCUCCAGAUAUGGAUGGCAAAUCUAUUCUUAAACUUCUGGACCUUGAAAAACCAGGGAACAGGUUUCGAACAAACAAGAAAACCAAAGUUUGGCGUGAUACAUUUCUUGUGGAAAGAGGCAAAUUUUUGCGUAAGAAGGAGGAAUUGGGCAAAAAUACUCAACAGUCAAAUCAUUUGCCUAAAUAUGAGAGAGUAAAAGAAUUAUGUCAACAAACGCGAUACCAAACAGCUUGUGAGCAACCUGGUCAGAAAUGGCAGUGUAUUGAAGACACGUCUGGAAAACUACGUAUUCACAAAUGCAAAGGAGCCAGUGACAUUCUUGCUGUGAGAAAAAGAACACGGAGCAUACAUUCCCAGGGAUAUAGCAGCAAAGAAAAUGACUGUGAUUGUGGGGAGGCUGAUUACCAGACCAGUCGGGCCCAAAGGAAAAAUCAAAGAGGCUUCAUCAGGACAUCCAGUGUACAAAAAUACAAACCUCGGUUUGUCCAUACUCGCCAAACUCGGUCCUUAUCUGUGGAAUUUGAAGGGGAAAUAUACAGUAUAAAUCUGGAGGAGGAAGAGGAGAAGGAGGAGGAAGAGGAGGAGGUGGUGCACAUCCUUCCGUCCAAAAGCAUUGUUAAGCGGCAUGGAAGUUACAGUGAAGAGGAAGAAGAUGAAGCAGAGGAAGGUCAUCUAGAAGAUGGUGAUGGAAUAAAAGCAAUGCUUGCUGAUGGGACUAACACAGUUGGCCAGCCAGAUUCUGUCAAAGUUACUCAUAAAUGUUUUAUUCUUUCAAAUGACUCUAUUCAUUGUGAAAGGGAGCUAUAUCAUUCAGCCAGAGCUUGGAAAGAUCACAAAGCCUACAUCGACAAGGAGAUUGAAGCGCUCCAGGAUAAAAUUAAAAAUUUAAGAGAAGUAAGAGGACAUCUUAAAAGACGAAAACCAGAUGAAUGUGACUGUAACAAAAAAAGCUAUUACCACAAAGAAAAGGGGGCAAAAGUUCAAGAAAAGCUUAAGACAAGUCAUCUACAUCCAUUUAAGGAUGCUGCUCAAGAAGUGGAUGGUAAGCUUCAGCUCUUCAAAGAGAAUCGGAGGAGAAAAAAAGAAAGGAAAGGGAAAAAGCGCCAGAAGAAAGGAGACGAAUGCAGCCUUCCUGGACUCACUUGCUUUACUCAUGACAACAAUCACUGGCAGACUGCACCAUUCUGGAACUUGGGAUCAUUUUGUGCUUGUACAAGCUCCAACAACAACACUUACUGGUGUUUGCGAACAGUAAAUGAAACACACAACUUCCUCUUCUGUGAAUUUGCUACAGGAUUUUUGGAGUAUUUUGAUAUGAAUUCUGAUCCCUAUCAGCUAACAAAUUCGGUACAUACAGUAGAAAGAGGCAUUUUGAACCAGCUACAUCUUCAGCUAAUGGAGCUACGAAGUUGUCAAGGUUAUAAGCAGUGCAAUCCAAGACCUAAGGGACUUGACACAGGAAAUAAAGAUGGAGGAAGCUAUGAUCCACACAGAGGACACUUAUGGCAUGGAUGGGAAGGCUAAGCUCCCAAAUUUUACAGAAAGCAUCAGCUGGCAAGGACUGGAAGAUUUGUACAGUGUGAAUGAAAGUUUAUAUGAAGCCAGA